AUGGACUGGAAAAAGGCCGGCAAAGACAAGGCAGCUUCAAUUCUGAACGCGAUCCCACAAGAAUGGCKCAUCACGGACAUUCCAUCGAUUGAGGAUCAGCGAGAUAUCAGUGGACCAGCGUUCUGGAAGCAACAUUUGAAUGAGCAAGAACUACAGAUCACCCAAUCAGAUGCCGACGACAUUGUCAAGAAGACGACGACUGGAGCCUGGACCGCCGUAGAUGUUGUCAAAGCUUUCUGCCAUCGUGCGUCUGUCACCCACCAGAUAGUCUCUUGUCUGCACGAAGUCUUCUUCGAUGCCGCUAUUGCUGAUGCGGAGGCAUUGGAUAAGUACUUUACCGAGCACAAGAAGCCCAUCGGUCCUCUCCAUGGCCUUCCAGUUUCACUCAAAGACCAAUUCCAUGUGAAAGGGGUGGAAACUAGUAUGGGAUAUGUCGGCUGGCUGGGCACAUUUCAGGGAAAGAAAGGAACUGGAAAAGAGAAGAAGUUCGAGUCGCUUAUGGUCACGGAAUUACGAAGUCUUGGAGCAGUCCUUUACGUCAAGACGAGCGUUCCCCAUACUCUUAUGUGCGGAGAAACGAUCAACAACAUCAUCGGGUAUACUCAGAACUCCAAGAACCGCAAUCUGUCGUCAGGCGGUAGUUCAGGAGGCGAGGGGGCUUUGAUUGGCGCCAGGGGAAGCGUCGUUGGUUUUGGAACAGACAUUGGAGGUUCUAUUCGUAUCCCCGCGGCAUUCAAUGGUCUGUACGGCAUUCGUCCUUCUACAGGGAGGUUGCCAUACGAAGGAAUGGCCAACAGUAUGGAUGGUCAAGGAAGCAUCUUGAGCGUCGUUGGUCCCCUUGCCACCUCGUCGGGGGCCUUGAAGCUAGUGUUCCAAUCUCUCCUAUCGACGAACCCUUGGCUUCACGAUCCACUCGUACACGAGAUUCCUUGGAGGAAAGAGGCAGAAGUUCUGCCAGAAAAGCUCUCAUUUGCAGUCAUGCGCCACGACGGCACAUGCUCAGUCCAUCCGCCCGUCGCUCGCGCCAUCGACCUCACCGUUAAGACGUUGGAAAGGCUAGGUCACCAAGUGAUCGAAUGGAAACCGACCCCGGAGCACUCCCACCUGAACGACAUUUGCGGAAAGUGCUGGGCCUUUGACGGUGGGGCGGACUGUCGCAAGGACUUUGAGCUUUCCGGGGAGGAGCCUGCGAAGGACAUCAUGCUGGACUCUACGACGCAGGCCAGCGCAAGUGAAAUCAUGGCUGUGAACAUCAGUAAAAGGGAGGCACAGAAAACCUACAUGGAAUACUGGAAUUCGACCGCUUCGCUCACAAACACAGGCAGACCUGUUGAUGCGGUGAUCUCACCAUUGGCUCCAUACACGGCCGCUACGCCACAUGGAUACACUUACUACGGAUACAGUACCUGGGUAAAUGUGCUGGACUAUACUAGCGUCACUGUUCCGAUCACACAUGUAGACAAGAAAGUGGACGCACCACUGGAAAACUUCAAGCCGCUGAACGAGACGGAUCAGAAGACGCAAGACACCUACGAUCCGGAGAUUUAUCACGGAGCUCCUGUUGCCRUCCAGCUCGUGGGCCGACGACUGCAAGAGGAGAAGAUGCUGACAUUGGCAAAGUAUGUUGGAGAUGCCGUGCAAAGUUGA
Molecule: messenger RNA, 1647 nt
Organism: Ramularia collo-cygni
Lineage: Eukaryota; Fungi; Ascomycota; Dothideomycetes; Mycosphaerellales; Mycosphaerellaceae
Product: probable general amidase GmdA
Exons: 5
Coding region: 1-1647 (548 amino acids)
Source: RefSeq, a predicted model, not a curated record